AUGGCCGUUGUUACUUACAAACAAAAUAUUACAGACUCACUUGCGCAAUCGAUAGAAAGUUUGAUUAAAUCGCAAAGCGUGGAAACCGAUGAACGACCGAACAAGCGUCGCAAACUUAUUCAGGAUGUGACAGACGAUUCGUUUCAGGUAGCAGAUACAACAGCUCAUGAUGAUUAUGUUGUUCUAUGUCGGAUCACUAUCGAUUUGGCGUGUCCUGGGGGGGGUUUCUCAGAGUCCCUACCCACGACCGAUGGCCUACCUGUAUUGCUGAAAUAUCGAAACGAGAAGCGCAUUCUAUCUUCGUCCGAUCUCGAACUGUCCGAUUCUCAACGCACCUCCGGCAACGACACUAAUGAGCACUGGCUUGACGUUCGGACAAUCAACCGAAAACAGAUUUCAUCUGUCCGAUUAAUAGAAGUUGAUGUCGAAAAUGUCGUCUCACAUUUGUCGCUUGCCACACGCGCCACGUCGAUAGACAUACCCAACGGAGAUAGGUCCCUCUUCUGCUAUCGCGCCCGUGUCUCCUGCCAAGAUUCCCAUUCUUUUCGCCUGCGCGUUGAUGUUCUCUGGAAAGAUACUUUGUUCAUUCCAGCCAAUGCCAGGGUGAAAGGACCUCCGGGAUUAGCUUUCGUGAAAUAUACACCACCUGGAGAAGGUUUGUACCGACAAACAGAACAAUCUUAUAAAGGCCGGGUACAGCAUCCCCGAUGGACACCUCGCGAUUUUUAUGACAACGUUCAUGUUCCAGCCGAUACGCCCGAGGCGUCCAGUGAGAUAAUAUGUCCGCAGGUCAAAUGCAAGCUUUAUCCGUUUCAAAACCGGGCAGUGCGAUGGCUACUAGAGAAAGAAGGCAUGGAGCUAGAUAUGUACGGGAACGUAGUUCCGAUGAAAACGAAGACUGCCGGGCUACCAGAGUCUUUUCAAGAGUUUACAGAUGUGGAAGGGCGACGUUAUUUCUCCAGCCAACUCUAUAGGGUUGUGGCUACCGAUAUGUCUCCUUGGUACGAUUCAGAUAGAAACCUAAGAGGUGGUAUCCUUGCUGAAGAAAUGGGUCUCGGGAAGACAGUCGAGUUGAUCUCAUUAAUCUCUCUUCAUCGACGCGACAUGACAGCUAGUGAUAGUGACGGACAUCAUCCUGUCAUUAAAUCCCGCGCAACUCUUAUUAUCACGCCUCCUGCGAUUCAUGAGCAGUGGAAGCAGGAGCUACAAGUGCACGCACCGUCACUCACAGUCUUCGAUUAUCAGGGUUUUCAAGCAAAUUCGAAGCUGUCUGAAGAACAGCUUCUGUCUUCACUUACAGAAACUGACGUGGUCCUGACCACGUAUAAUGUGCUUUCAAAAGAGGUCCAUAGGGCAACUGACCCACCAAAGCGGAAUAUGCGCCACGAGAAACGUUUUGAAGUUCCAAAAUCGCCGCUUGUGCGCAUUUCUUGGUGGCGAGUUUGUCUUGACGAGGCUCAAAUGAUUGAAAGCGGUGUCAGUAAUGCCGCUCAAGUUGCUCGUCUUAUUCCUCGUGUGAAUGCCUGGGCCGUAACGGGGACUCCCAUACGCAAAGACAUGAGAGACCUUUUUGGACUUUUGCAGUUUUUAAGAUAUGAGCCAUUCUGCGGCUCUCUUGAUCUUUGGAGCAGACUUUACAGUGAUUACUACUCAGCAUUUAAGUCGAUAGUCAGUAGACUGGCUUUACGACAUAGCAAGGAGUUCAUCAGAGAUGACUUGAAAUUGCCGCCACAAAAACGUGUCGUUAUAACUAUUCCUUUCACUGCGGUUGAAGAGCAGCACUACAGCGAACUGUUUGAAAAGAUGUGUGAGGACUGCGGUGUUGAUCUUAGUGGGGCGCCUCUCGAGAAGGAAUGGAAUCCUGAAUCCCAGGCCUCGAUAGAGAAAAUGCGAAGUUGGCUUACUAGGCUUCGUCAGACAUGCCUUCACCCUGAAGUUGCUCGCCGGAACCGUAGAGCACUAGGCAGGACGAACGGACCGUUACGAUCUGUGAAUGAGGUACUCGAGGUCAUGAUUGAUCAGAACGAGACUUCUAUUCGUGCUGAAGAACGUUCGUUACUACUUUCGCAAGCUCGUCGUGGUCAAUUACUUGAAAAUGCCAUUCGGCGGCGAGAGGCUCUGGAGAUUUGGCAAAAGGGAUUAGAACGUGCGACCCAGAUGGUCGAUGACUGCAGAGAAGAACUGCAAGCUGAAAUUGCGAAAACUAAAAGCAGUGUCAUCAGCGCAUCGGAUCCCGGCUCAGAUAGUGAGAGUGAAAAGGAUGAAGCCGAUCAAUCAGGCAAAAAUACUCGUAUCGGAGCUUGCAAAUCACGUCUCCGAUCAGCUUUGGAAGUACAACAUGUUUGCAAGUUCUUCACGGCUAAUGCAUUCUAUCAGAUCAAGACUGAUAAGACGAUGACGGAACCUGAUUCAGAGGAGUUCAAGGCCCUUCAGAAAGCCGAAGAAGAAGCGUACGAUGAAGCGAAAUUAAUUCGAAAGGAAAUGCUGAAAGAUGUUGCACGGAAGGCCACAAAACGCAUUAAAGUGCUUGACGAUAAAGCAAAAGGCAAUUCCUUUGUCAAAAUUCCUGUGAUGAAGGUUAAACUUCCAACCCUGGGAAUUGAGGCACGCCGAAUAUUCGAGAGACUCGAAAACCUCUGUGACGCUUUGAAUAAGAAUCGCGAGCUGUUUAAUGAAUGGCGAGAUACAAUGGUUAAACUACUUCGGCAGUCGUUGGUUGACGAAGAAAGAACUACCGAACUUGAAGGCAACGAAUAUGAGACCUCAACCAAACAUCAAGACGAGAUGUAUGUCUACAUGGAGGGGCUCCGUGUAUUGUUCGCCGAUCGCCACGAAGCUCUUACUGGUCAAAGUAAUUUUUUGAUCAAGAAUGAAGUCAGAUUCGCGGUAAACGAGGCGCGAGAGGGAAAUGGUGCGUCUCCCAAACUGUACCUUAAGCUCAUGGGAACUCGUGAUGGAAUAAAACCGAAGCCGGAUCUGGGUUCACUCCGAGGACUCAUCAGCGAUAUGCGAAGCCUGGCGACAUCGCUAGAAUGGCAAGCCAUGGAAGGGAGUUCACGAGCUCGAGCGGAAUCCGUGAUUGUUAACGAGGCCCUUGAGCGUAUGAGUAAGACAUCAGUCGAACAGGCAAAAUCAAUUGCAGUAUUGGACCAGGAAGUUGAGCUGUUCAGGGAUACGAUGAACAUCAGACUGGAGUACUAUAAACAACUGCAACAAAUCUCAGACACUGUUGCUCCAUAUGAUGAAGGAAGUGUGGGCAAGCCUGUAGAUCAGGCAGUUUAUGAUUCAAAAUUGGAAAUCGAACACAAGAUGCAGCAGAAAUUGGACAGUCUACAGUCUAAGCGACGAUAUCUGAUUCAUUUACGAGAUGAGUCUGAGCCAGACGAAAGUACGCGAAUGUGUAUCAUUUGUCAGUCUACGUUUGAAAUUGGCGUUUUGACUGUUUGUGGUCAUAAGUUCUGUAAGGGCUGUUUACGUAUUUGGUGGCAUCAACACCGAACAUGUCCGACAUGCAAGCGGAAGCUAAAGGCAAACGAUUUUCAUCAAAUCACGUACAAACCAAAGGAGCUGCUUGUACAAGAGGAGAGAACGCCGACUAAGGUCGAAUAUGGACGCCCUUCGCAGAACGGCAUAUAUUCAGACGUUAGUACGGGCAUUCUGCAAGAGAUCAAAGACAUUGAUCUACCCACCUCCUUCGGCACCAAGAUUGAUACGUUGUCUCGACACUUGAUGUGGCUUCGCGAGCAUGAUCCUGGAGCCAAGUCAAUUGUGUUUUCACAAUAUAGAGACUUCUUGGGAGUCUUAGCCAAUGCAUUUUCUCGGUUCAAGAUUGGGUUCAGUAGUGUGGAGGCUAAAAAUGGAAUUCAGAAGUUCAAGGAGGAUGCUGCGGCUGAGUGCUUUUUACUACAUGCUCGAGCCCACUCCUCAGGUCUCAACCUUGUUAAUGCAACCCAUGUUUUCCUUUGCGAACCUUUGAUCAAUACCGCAAUCGAGCUGCAAGCCAUUGCUCGUGUACACCGUAUCGGCCAACAUCGUCCGACAACAGUGUGGAUGUAUCUUGUGUCCGACACUGUUGAGGAAUCAAUCUAUCAAAUCUCCGUCUCUCGAAGACUGAGUCACAUUGUGCAAAAAGAAAAAGAGAAACAGAAAGAUCUAAACUCUCCAAGCCCUGGACUGAAGAAUGGAACCACGAUAGAGAAUCUUACCGAAACGGCUAUUGAGUCAGCUAAUUCUCUAGAAAUCCAGGAUGCUACUUUGAGCAAAAUGUUUGCUUCGGGCUCUGCAGGAGGCGAGCUGGUUGGUAAAGACGAUCUUUGGCAGUGUCUAUUUGGUGAUGGACAAAGAAAAACCUUACCGAGUAAGAAUGAUGACGCCGUGCGGGAAGUCGAUCGGUUCUUGAGAGGAGAGGCGGCAGAGAAGAGAAGACAAGAUACAAUGGAUUUUUGAAAUGGACACGGACGUUUACGAACUUUAUGACAUUAUUGACUUUGUCAUUCAUAUAGCCUGCAUCUGGUGAUCAUUUGAUGUAGUAAUUUAUGAGGCAACAACGCGAACAACUGUGCAAAUU
Talaromyces stipitatus ATCC 10500 is the source of this 4567-nucleotide messenger RNA. RefSeq names its product SNF2 family helicase/ATPase, putative. The transcript has 5 exons. Bases 1 to 4446 code for a protein of 1481 amino acids. Gene Ontology annotation, biological process: protein polyubiquitination; DNA damage response. Gene Ontology annotation, cellular component: nucleus. Gene Ontology annotation, molecular function: ATP binding; ATP-dependent chromatin remodeler activity; metal ion binding. The record is from RefSeq and is a predicted model, not a curated record. NCBI's taxonomy places the organism in Eukaryota, Fungi, Ascomycota, Eurotiomycetes, Eurotiales, Trichocomaceae.